AAAAAUAAAAAACCGUUGUGCUUUGCUUGUGGAAGCUGGUUUGGUUGUCAAUUUUUGCGCCAAUUUCAUUAUUAUUUUUAUUUUGUUUAAUCGCUGCAAAAGUUAACUACGCACGUGAAACCUCGCUUGGACCUUAUACAUAAAUAUAUAAAACAGAGUUUCAGCGCCAAUGGAGGGCGCGGUGACACCAGAAGGUGGGCGUCGCACCCGCGCGGCGCUCGCUGAGAUCCCGGUCCGGCUGGAUCGUCUCCGCGUCACCCCGCUCCAGCCGGUCACGAACAUCCGGGAGCGCUCCCCCGCCCUGCCUGCUGGGUACCUGAGUCCGGCGCCAUCGCCUGACGAACUGCUUAUACAGCAGAGAGGCCGCAAACGUCUGCCAGUAACAUGGUCUCCGGACAUCGAUCUGAAGCGAAACUCGUCGUUUCACUCCACCAUACGCACGCCGCCCAAAGAUAACCAUUUAUCCCCUCUCAAACUUGGCGUCACACUCCGCUCUACCCCACGCAAGCGCCUCAUGCUCGACACAGAACGCAUUCCCCUCACUCCUGAGAAAAUAGACUUCUCAGACAUCAGUACCCCACAGAAAUUCAAAAUAACAAGCCCCAUUAAAAGUACCCCACCCAUGAAAAGAUGUAGGCUGGAAAGGACAUUAAACUCUGAGUUCAAAGGUCCAAUUGAUACUGCCCUCAAAGGUUUGAGCCCUACUCAACUCAUUCACAUGAUUAAAACAAUCACUUACAAACAUCCUGAAAUUGAACAGGAGAUCAGGAGUGAGAUGCCAGCGCCUGACCUGACACCUCUUGAAGAGAGAUUGAGUUACCUGAAGAGUAAUAUCUUUAAGAGUCUCCCAACUUCACGCCUCACCUCUAAAACUGACUCCCCUGCAUACUCUCGAGUGUCCACUCAUUUGGCAGCGUUUAAAAAGUCUGUCGUCGAUCAAGGAAAGGUCUUGGUAGAAUCCCAGCAUUGGGAGUCUGUUAUCCAGUAUGUGUUUCUAGCUUGGAGCUAUGUGAAAGCUACUCCCGUUUGGGACAACCAGCCGCACAAUGCACAACGGAAACAAUGUUUUAAAGCCCUUACUACUUUUUGCAUGACGGCGCUAAAGAAAGGUAACAUGCAAAAAGAUGUGCUGGCUGACAUACAAGAAAAACUUCAGGGUAUGGUUGCAGACAGUGAAGAAAUUUCGUCUUGCUUGAAAUAUGUUCAAGGCCAGUUACAAGAUGUCUUGUAAUUCCUAUUGUUUAUAGUAAUGUGGUUUUUAUAAGAUUGAAAAUGAUGUAACAGAUUCUAUAAUUGUUAUAUAAGACUGAUAAAUUAUAUGUCUAAAUCAACAAUAAAAAUUGUUUAUAAAAGUAAUUCAUAUAUUGCUUGAAAAUCAACGUACAUAAAAUUGCGCUGCCGCAAAUGUUUUGUGAUUUAUACCCUGUAGUGGCCUUUUAUUGAUGGGGUAUAAGCGCAAAAUAUACUUUUUUAAAAAUUCUUCAACUUGUUCUUUAGAAUAAAAUUUUUUAAACAAUUAUGGAAUCUGAUUUUUAGUUAAUUUUUACCUCAAUUCUGAUGGAAUCUUUUUUUGUUAAUUGUGUGUUAUUUCUUAAUUCUGUUAGUAAGAUCAGCCAACCCUAUGGACAAAAUCAUUGGCAGAUGUUAUGACAAAUAUUUAAAUCGCUUAAUCUUGAAACCAUGGGGUGGUGACAAUAGUCCGGAAUUCUGUUAAUCUAAGAAACAUUGGAUAUUAAAAGCGAGGUUUAAGUUCUGUAUCAAUUAAAUGUACAGGAAUAAAAUCGUUUCCAUACCUAAUGUAUUUUCAACUGAUGUUUUUUUUUAGUAAUUCAAUUACAUUGUCGUAUUACAUUAAGUGUUCCCAGUUACAAAAAUGUGCCUUUAAUUGCAUUUUAAAAAUGAUAAUAUUUUUAUAUAAAAUAUUUUCUUUUCAAUGAAAUUCUUGUAUGUUUUAACUAUAAUUCACUUAGAAAAUUAAAAUUGUAGAAUUAAGUUAUGACUUUGGUAGAUUUGAAAGGAAUCAAAAAAUAUUUUUUAAGUAAUAUUUUUUAACAAGUUUGUCUUCCAUAUUUUUAUGGAUACUUUAUUUUGAUUCUUUUCAAUAAAGCUGUGACAAUACCAAAGUAUUUUUAGUUAAGCAUAUUAUGGAAUUUAAUAUGAUGAUGUCUACUUAAUUUUAAAUUUGGUCAUUUAUGUAUGAACACCGCGAUAUGAAAUCGUCUUGAUAAUAGGUAAGGUUUGAUUAAAAAUACACUGUUGUACAGUGUGGAGCCAUACUGCUCCUUUCUGGCAGAUUUUUAUAUUCCGUAAAAUCCUUUUCACUUGGCCGAAUCAAGAAUCGAAUGUUGUGCCUUAAUCUGUCAUUAGUGAUUGACAAAAUAUCAUUGAUAUUGUUAGUAUAUAUUUUUAAGCUUAAAUAAAUCGUUUUUUGUAA
This is a messenger RNA of Helicoverpa zea (corn earworm), 2434 nucleotides long. RefSeq lists its product as uncharacterized. NCBI's taxonomy places the organism in Eukaryota, Metazoa, Arthropoda, Insecta, Lepidoptera, Noctuidae. The transcript has 3 exons. The coding region runs from base 170 to 1231 and encodes 353 amino acids. Gene Ontology annotation, biological process: proteasome localization; nuclear protein quality control by the ubiquitin-proteasome system. Gene Ontology annotation, cellular component: nucleus. The record is from RefSeq and is a predicted model, not a curated record.